This is a messenger RNA of Ruditapes philippinarum (Manila clam), 3340 nucleotides long. RefSeq lists its product as uncharacterized. The record is from RefSeq and is a predicted model, not a curated record. The coding region runs from base 68 to 3340 and encodes 1090 amino acids. The transcript is spliced from 18 exons. Lineage: Eukaryota; Metazoa; Mollusca; Bivalvia; Venerida; Veneridae.
UGCUUCAAUUCUAGACAUAAGUGACAUACCAGGCGUGGCGUGUGCCCUGUCGGAUACAUGCCUUAGUAUGUCUUGCUGCAUAUUUUCAAAUAUACUCAAACGUUCCUUUGAACUUAGUUUCGAAAUAGAUGUUUGCCGAUAUGUUCUUGAACUGCAGAUUGAAUCUUAUAAAUCUACCCUGUUGCUUGAUACCUCGGAACUUGGUGAUUGGAAGUUCUUUACUCUUCAGGGACUGCUAAAGAUAAGUUAUCGCAUGAUAGACGUAUUUGAAGAUAAUAUUUUUAUCAUCGAUGCAACUGUGAAACUAUGUCUCUCUGAUAGCGAAUCAUGUGUGGUCGAUAUUCCAAUUUUACAAAGAAAAGUGGUUACAAAACCGUUUUGUCAAUCUGAGAUAGGAUUUCAAAUACCAGAUUUUUCACUUGCAAAAUGGCUUGAAGAUCAAGGUUCAAACAGCGCAGUAUCAGUCCUGCCUAAGGAUAUCGUUAGCAAAUUACUGGAUGACUUACACAUUUCAAAAUUCCUGAGUCUGGGUAGAUGUACGGCAUCUAAUCCUGCAUGGAAAUCCGAUUGUGAAUUUGUCAAAAGCGAAGUUGUGUUGCCACCUGGAUUAUCCUGUAGUCUGGACAAUUCAUGUAAAAAUAUUGCUUGCUGCGUAGAAUUUGCUCAACUACAGUUAAUGUUGGCGUUCAGCUUCAACUUUGAUGUGUGCAACUUGGAAUUUACCACACGUAUAGAAGAUAUAACAAAAACUGAAUCAAUCCUAAAGUUUUCAUUUAACACCGAACAUAUUAUGGACCUAUAUGGAAUCUUGAAAUUAAAGUAUAAGAUAUUCGAGUUGAAAGGAGCUGGACUAUUCUCAAUUGACGUAAACUAUAGAAUGUGUUUAGACGCCUUAAACUGUACCACAGAAACAUCAGUGUUUAACAACCUUCAGAUACCCAAAUCUGCUUGUGACUGGAAUUCCAGCAUGAUAUACGAAUCAGUUGAGGACUUCUUUCAGGUUAUUGAUAUAUCGACGGCAGAUGUUUUACAGGGAGAAAUUAUUGAUAUGUUUCUGCAUAAAACUGGACUCAACAUUUUCAUGUCAGACGAGCCCUGUGUUUUGUCAUCGUUGGCCAUUACAACUUUCGAGCAUGAACAAAAAUGUUCUACAAUACAAGUUCCUGUGGGUAUGGAAAACAAAAUGACAUGUGUAUAUGACGAAAGCUGCACCUCGAUGACGUGUUGCUUGAACGCUGAAUUCAUACAACGGACAAUUUCAUUCGGAUUCAAAAUUAAUACAUGUGCUAAGAAGUUAAAUAUCUAUAUUGAAAGCCUGCAGUACGAUUAUGAGUUUACCGACGAUAUGUAUGGAAGGGAACAUACAAUAAGCCUUAAAGGCAUUAUUGAUCUUAAGACAAAGUUUGACUUUAUUUCUGUAACUAAUGUAUUAGUUAUAAACGUUGGUGUAAAAUUAUGUUGGGACAAAAGCUCGUGUGUCAUUGAUGCAAUGUUAUUAGAUGGAGUAAAGUUAUACGUACCAUUGUGUGAUUGGGACAGCAACAUUCUUAUUAACGGAUUUUCGCUUUUAAACUGGAAGGCUGAUAAUGGUUUAGGCAGUGCUGACAACAUAGACGGCUUAUUGUCUGAUCAGUUAUUUGAACACCUACAACUUGCACAAUACCUAGGGGCGCAGUGCGAUACCGAUGAUUUUGGUAGUUCAAUCACACCAACAGAUUGUGCCCUUGGUUUACCAAGCUGGUUUGACGAUAACGCUGAAUUGCAGUGCGGGUUUCAAAACUCUUGUUCAAAUAUUUCCUGUUGUCUUAUGAUGAAGCCGCUUGGCCGUUCAUUUACAAUAAACGUUGACAUUCAACCCUGCGAGUUCCAGAUCUCGAUUUCAAUUGAAAAGUUUAAGAAGGUCGUUUCACUGAAUGACUAUCAAUGGGAUGCUAGCGAAAGAGUCACUUUAAUCGGCAUGUUAUCUGUGACAUAUGCUAUAGUUGAUGUUACUGCAGAAAAUGCCUAUGUGGUUACUUUGAAAUUAUCAUUAUGUCUUGACGAAUCUGAUUGCCUUUUCGAUGAUACUGUGUUAGAUAAUCAAAUGAUCAAAAAGGAAACCUGCCACUGGGAAGAUUAUUCACUACCAUCAGAGUUCAGUCUUUCUGAAUGGGCAGAAAACAGAGGUUUAGACCCAAGCCAAUUGUUUCAAGACGGAACACAAUAUCUUAUGGAAAAACUCGCUAUAGACAGAUUUCUCCUGCAACCAUCAUGCAGUUUACGGGAUAAUAUCUAUUUGAACGACGUAGUCAGUUCAGGUUGCUCACAUGUAGAUACAUUUACAUCGCUAUUGCCUAUAGCUGCCUGCCGAUUGUCAGAUGAGUGUUUAAAUCUAGAAUGUUGUAUAGAUCCACCAAACAUCAAUCGCCGUUUUAAAGUUCAAUUUAAAUUUGAUCCAUGUAACUACAAGUAUGAAGUAAACAUCGAAAAACUUACUUUUGAAAAUAGUCUGUUUGAUGUUGAUCUUUCCACCGAGAAAACAUUUUCGUUACAUGGAGUUGUAACCAUUAGAUACCAAGUAGAAGAUUUCGCAGUCGAUAAUAUUUACAAGGUCAAUCUUGGAAUAAAAAUAUGCCUUGAUGUCGUCACAUGCCCAGUUGACGAGCAGGUUUUAGACAAUGCUCUGAUAACAAAACCAACAUGUUUCACAAAACUAAAACAAGACUACAAAAUAAAAGAAUUUUCGCUGAAUAAAUGGAUGGAUAGAUAUAACACAAGUUUCUCAAAGAACGUUCAGCUUAUGCUAAUGAGUGACCUCGGUAUCACAGAUUAUCUUAAUAACGACGAAUGUACAAUUGGUCAGGUCGGCUGGAAUAAAGAUAAGUGUGCACUGAGUUUGUCUUUACUUGAGCAGCAGCUCUUCGACAUGUCAUGUUCGUUAUCAGCGAAGUGUACAGAGUUUUCUUGUUGCGUACCAGUACCGUUUAUCAACAGAAAUGUUGGAAUUGAUGUAAAUGUUGAUCCAUGUGCAUUGACGAUGGAUAUAAGCGUCGAAAGGCUUAGAUACUCUUUCAGUUUGAUUGACUAUAAUUUUGGAAGGCCAGAAUACGUUUGGCUUUCGGGAGUUUUACGACUUACGUUCACAAUCCAUGACAUUGCUCAGAAAAAUGAAUAUUUAUUGUCCGUGAACUUCGAAGAAUGUUGGGAAUAUAACGACGUUUGCUCAAAAGAAUACAGUAUAUUAACAAACCAACGUUUACCAAAGCAAAUUUGCAACAGUACAAGCGGCUUUAAUAUUCCAGGUUCACGCAAGAUGGGUACCACGCUUAUUGAAAGAUCACGAGAUGGAAAAGAAGAGUAA